UUAAAAAGUGGGAGAAAGGAGAACACACCGCGAAAUCUACUGUUACAUAUUUGCCUGGCUAGACAUGUUCAAAUAGAGCAGAUACCGAACGGCUGUCUUUACUGAUAACAGCCGACUGUGUGUCCAUUCACACAUACCGUUGUCGCCAUUCUGUGCACUGUUUGUGGUAAGCAGUUGAACGAUAACGCCAUAUUUAAAUUAUCGUUACCUGUUUCACCGUUAUAAUACGUUAUCCAGUGCUGUAAGGGGAUAUUAUUGUGUAGUUUUACUACGACAUACCUCUCAUCAUACUUUGUGACUUUACAUGGGGCUAUUGGACUGAGAAGUUAGUGGUCAUGUAACAGAGGCCGCCGAUGCUCGAAGAUGGAUUUCGACAGAUAGACAUAUGGCAGAAAUCAGAAAGCGGAAUAUUUGAGAAAUGGUCAGUUUCGUGUAUCAAUCGGAUGUUGAUUCUUUUUUGAAAUGCUAUAGAGAGUGUACCAGGUGAUAUUUAUAGCUGUGGAGUAAACAUAAAGGAUGGUCGUGCAUAUGCCCGAGUUUCUAAAAACGUGUUUUUGUUUGAUACAGAGAAAUGGGUUUCUUUAGAAACAUUACAAAGAUGUUGCCCUCAGUUUUUCGUUAUUUAUACUUGAUUAAAAGAAGAUGUACUAAAUCAUGUCUAGUGCUCUUCAUGUUGAUAGUUGUAGCAUGUAUGGUAUAUGGAUACAUCACUUAUAUGAAAACGCCAGAGUACGUGUUUAUUCAUAAGGAUAUUCAUAGUGAAUGCAUCUUACCUGAUAUUGACAUAAAUGACCCUACUAUUAACAAAUACUAUAGCUGGCAUCCUCAACCGCUCGAGUGCGACCCCACCCCGUCGCUCACCUUGGUGGACAAAUCUGGAUACUUAAGAUUUAACGACAGUAUAUAUAAGCCGUCACAGAAUGCCACAUUAAAGUGUGUGUACAGCACGAUUAACCUUGUGACCGAUUUCAAGGUCAACUUUGAAACUGAAAUAGCUUUCUCAGGUCCCGUUGACGUGCCAGCAGAUUGCUUUAUAGUACGGUGUCGAAAUCCGUCCGGAAAAGUGGUCUAUGAAAACCUUCAUCAGAAAAUAGACCGAAAAUCAAAAGAAAAAACAAGAGUGAUAAAAGAGGAAACAGAUGAAGAUCUCAGUGUAUUUAUGUUUGGAAUAGAUUCUGUUUCGCGUUUAGGAGCUAUUCGGAAACUUCCGAAAACUGUGAAAUAUUUAACAGAAACCCUCGGAGGGCAUGUUCUGAAAGGCUACAACAAGGUUGGUGAUAACACGUUCCCUAAUCUAGUACCUUUACUAUGUGGGAAAUCCGUGGAACAAUCUAAAGUCGAUUACCAAAAGGCAUUUUCUGACAGCUACCCCUUUAUCUGGUAUGAGUUUGAGAAACAAGGAUAUGUCACAAUGCAUAGCGAGGACUGGCCCGAGAUAGCCACAUUUGAUCAUUCGGUACCGGCAGGAUUUUCUAAACCGCCUACGACCCAUUACAGCAGACCUUUAUGGUUGGCGAUGCGGAAGAUUCAGCCAAUGCAAUAUAUGAUAGAUCAGGUGUUUAUGUUUUUUGAAUCGAAGGCGAUGAAGAUGAAGACGUCCUCAGGAAUGUGUUACGGAAACCGGCCAAACCACAUGUUAGUCGUUGAUUACUUCAAGAAAUUCGUGCAUGCAUACAAAGGAAAGCGAAAAUUUGCAUUUGCUUGGCUCAAUGAGCUGGCGCAUAAUUACGUAAAUUUUCUAGAAUACGGAGAUAACGAUUUCAUGGAGCUGCUGAAAUGGCUGCAUAUGGAGGGACAUAUGAACAAAUCCGUUCUUGUUUUCUACAGCGAUCACGGAUCAAGACAGGAUGAAAUACGAAACACAUAUGUAGGGCGAAUCGAAGAUAGGAUGCCGUUUAUAUCAAUAGUGCUACCGGAAGUGUUAAAAAAGAGAUAUCCAGAGAUUGUUGAAAACUUAAAAGCAAAUGAGAAAAAACUUACAACGGUAUUCAAUAUACACGAGGCACUUCGAGACGUAUUACAUAAAAGGUAUGGUGGUCGGGCGAGUGACGUCAGAGGCAAUGACCUGGCGCCGCAGUCUAUUAGCAUCUUCAAACGCCUCCCUGAAACGCAGUCGUGUGCAGAUGCAAAGAUUCCUGAGACUUAUUGUGCAUGUUACGCAUCGCAUCCUAUUGAUAAAUCAGCACCAAUUGUAAAAACAAUUGCAAACUUUCUACUACAAUCUAUUAAUGAAAUUCUACUUCCGGUACGCGAUAAGUGUGCUAAGUUGUCCUUAUAUACGAUUAUAGAAGCAAGGUCUAUCGAAAAUAGUCUCGAAAGGAAAGUUGAUAAAGAAACCAAGUUCACUUUGCUUAGUUGGAUAUUGACUCCCGAACAAAAGAAUGACCAAACAUAUCUGAUCGUGAUAAGAACCGUCCCCGGGAACGCGACAUUCGAGAGUACGGUGAGGCAGACUGACAAGGGUGUAUUGAAGAUACUGGGUGAUGUUUCCCGAACUAAUCCCUACGGUACACAGUCCGCCUGUAUGCAUAAAAGGUAUCUCAAGGCAUUCUGCUUUUGUACAGUAGCAUACAAUGCCUCUCCUAAAAUUUAAGUCUAAAGUUGUUUUUUCUAAAGUAAAGUUUAAUACUCUAUAUAUGGGGAAAUAAUUGUGUUAAACACUACCAUUUGUUUAACGUUUACAUAUUUUUUUAAAUUAAAGCUCAAUGUAUAUGGAUAUAGAAAUGAAACGAUUGAUACCUCACGAUGCGAUACGGUACGAAUCGCAGUACGAUGUACGAUGCUUACGAUACAAUACGUAUCAAGGUAUCUGCUUUAAAAGUCGAUUUUUAAAGGAUAGUGUGCAAUUUUGAAAAUGGUAGCUAUUAUCAAAAGAUAUUUUAAAAGUUUUCUAGUAUUUGUUGUUAUGACUUCACAGUGGACCAAAUCUUUACUGAAGGAUUCCAAAGCAAUAAUAACAACUUUUAGAAAUUAAUAACAAGGGCUGGUUGAUGAAUUCAUUACUGUUAGUGUGUCUCGAUAUCUCGAUAAAGGCAAACGAAACCUUCUGAUUCGAUACUCGAGAAAAUAUCCCGUUAUGAAACAAUUCCAUUAAUCGUUGCAGCCCUAAACUAUAUGUUGUAUAAACAAAAUUGGAUUGAAUUUUUUUUAUAUUUUAUAGAUACAAGAAGGACAUAAAAACUCACCUCUUCACGGUUGCAUAUUAGGCUCUUUGCCUAGACGUCGUGUACAACCCUUUAUUUUUUCAUUUAUGUGCACAAUGAGAUGAUUAUCUUCUUGCUUAAUGUAUAAUGGUGAUUGUAGGCCUUUUUUGCCGGAAUCUAGUGAACAGUCGCUUUAAACCAUGUCUUUUUGAUAGUAACUUAUUGGUUUAUACCCAUAGAUCAAAUCGGUGAAUUGAACCAAGAGUGGGAUUGAAAUAUUUAGUGCUAUAUAAUGCUAUGUUAACGUGACGUCAUUGUUCAGCUUUGAUAGUCUUUGUUCCAGCAUUAUUCAAUUCAGGUUUUGCAUGGCAAACUGGACAUACAACCAGAUAAGGAUGAGUAUUUUUUCCAGAAAUAUAUAGAUAUGUUACAACAGUAUACAUCACUGUCAGAAAUUCAAAAAAUGUCUCGCGUGAUCGUACACAUUCUCCCGUGGGCUACACCAGGCUUUUGUAACCUGUAACGAUCCACAAAGAAAUAUAAUAGUUUUCUCCAUCUUAGAUAAUUAAGCCAGGUUAAUAGCCCUCACAAAUCAUCCCACACGUGCAAUACCUCGCUUUUGACCUUGUUGUUGCGAGUCCGCCAAAGCGUGGGAGUUAUGGUUUCUGUCCCCUGACCGUGAAAAGUCCUAAAGUUGGCUGUGAAGACUGAUCAGCCCUUUGACCGUAUAACGUUAUCAGAUGACUUAUGCAUGCUAUGACUCAUUCACGAAAAUGCCAUUUAUAUUUGCAUAGCAUAUAGGUGACCUUAUCGCAUUGCUUAUCGAUUAGAUGUCGAUCUGCAUUCCGUCCGCCGUUAAGCCGUCCAGAUUUAAUGUAAUGAAUGUUCUUUUAGAAGUAUAAAGUUUUAUGAUAAAUGAAACUAAUUAAGGUAUAAUGUUAAUUAUAUCGACAAUACCGCAAUAAUAUAUUGUUAUGGUUCGAUGUUUAGUCAGUGUUCAAUAUAUAGAUAACAGCGUACUAGAUACUUUUCCAUAUUGCUAUACUUUAACGCUAUGACCUUAGACUAUUACUGCCAACUGUGUGAUUGUGUAUAUUUGUGUGUGUACUAUUAUUCUGGAAUAAAACCCACACCUGUACUAUAUUAAUACUUAUCUACAUGGUUUAAGGAUCCCGUACCACUGCUUAAAACUGUAACUGCUCAUCUAAACACGUUUUUAACAUGACAAAAUUAUAAAUUCAUUUCUGAAAAGAAACUUAUGCCUCGGGCAACUUUGCUUUAAAUUGUAUUCAAUGAAAUAAAAAUUGUAAUCAAUAAACGUGUUCUAAGAAUAUUCUAACAGACCAACCGAAUCCUACUUGGGACCCAGACCCUGGAACUCCCAUCACAGUACAUAGGCUCUGGGUAACCGAGCUUUCUGACCAGCUGAUGGUCUCUUGUUAAGUCCUAGCAACUUCAGUUAUAUACAAAACUGAAAUUAAAUGGAGGUUUUACUUGGUAUAAAAAAACGAUGGAUUUUUUUAGUAUUUCGUCUGUAACGGGACAGUGAUCCUUUAAUGUGACUUCUUUUAAGGAUCCCUGUCGAACUGUUCUGUAUAUUUUACUAUAACAGUAACCUCCCCUUAGGUUCCGUAUGUUUAUGCAUGUAACUGAAGCACAAUUCGGACAAAAGACUUU
Messenger RNA from Mizuhopecten yessoensis (Yesso scallop), 4820 nucleotides. Its product is annotated as stimulator of interferon genes protein-like. Gene Ontology annotation, cellular component: endoplasmic reticulum membrane; autophagosome. NCBI's taxonomy places the organism in Eukaryota, Metazoa, Mollusca, Bivalvia, Pectinida, Pectinidae. The transcript is spliced from 2 exons. The coding region runs from base 572 to 2593 and encodes 673 amino acids. The record is from RefSeq and is a predicted model, not a curated record. Gene Ontology annotation, biological process: activation of innate immune response; reticulophagy; positive regulation of macroautophagy. Gene Ontology annotation, molecular function: 2',3'-cyclic GMP-AMP binding; cyclic-di-GMP binding.